GCCGAUUUCUUCCUUGAUGUGAGGUCACAUGCUUUAACCUAGCAGCAAAUAUAUAUAGCACUACAGGCAAGUGGCAUUACUCAGAUAUUUUUCGAGGCGAGCACUCUGAAAUAAGCCAAUCUACAGGAUCAACAUUUUACAUACGUUACAAGUUGCUUGGCCUGUAUUUCAGAAAAAGUCAUUGUACUGUCGAAAACUAUAAGUUCAAGAGGAGACACGAUGGGGUUUACAUCAAAUUUGCUGAUACUUUCACAGGCCAUAUUGCUUGUUACUGUACCAGCUACUGGGGAAUCGUCUACAGAAACCCCAACUACUGCUGGAACCACAACAACCUCUGAAACAACAACAACUUCUCCUGAAACGACAACAACUACUGCUGGAACAACAACAACUACUGCUGGAACAACAACAACGUCUCCUGGAACAACAACAACGUCUGCUGGAACAACAACAACGUCUCCUGAAACGACAACAACUACCGCUGGAACAACAACAACGUCUGCUGGAACGACAACAACGUCUCCUGAAACAACAACAACUACUGCUGCUGGAACAACAACGACUACUCCUGAAACAACAACAACUUCUCCUGAAACAACAACUACUGCUGUAACAACAACAACUUCUCCUGAAACGACAACAACUACUGCUGGAACGACAACAACGUCUGCUGGAACAACAACAACGUCUCCUGGAACAACAACAACGUCUCCUGAAACAACAACAGCGUCUGCUGGAACAACAACAACUACUGCUGGAACAACAACAACUUCUCCUGAAACAACAACAACUACUCCUGAAACAACAACAACUACUGCUGUAACAACAACAACUUCUCCUCAAACAACAACAACUUCUCCUGAAACAACAACAACUACUGCUGGAAUGACAACAACAUCUGCUGUAACAACAACAACGUCUCCUGGAACAACAACAACGUCUCCUGAAACAACAACAACUACUGCUGUAACAACAACAACUUCUCCUGAAACGACAACAGCGUCUGCUGGAACAACAACAACUACUGCUGGAACAACAACAAGUACUCCUGAAACAACAACAACUACUGCUGCUGGAACAACAACGACUACUCCUGAAACAACAACAACUUCUCCUGAAACAACAACAACAACUACUGCUGUAACAACAACAACUUCUCCUGAAACAACAACAACUUCUCCUGAAACAACAACAACUACUGCUGGAAUGACAACAACAUCUGCUGGAACAACAACAACGUCUCCUGGAACAACAACAACGUCUCCUGAAACAACAACAACGUCUCCUGAAACAACAACAACGUCUCCUGAAACGACAACAACUACCGCUGGAACAACAACAACGUCUGCUGGAACGACAACAACGUCUCCUGAAACAACAACAACUACUGCUGCUGGAACAACAACGACUACUCCUGAAACAACAACAACUUCUCCUGAAACAACAACUACUGCUGUAACAACAACAACUUCUCCUGAAACGACAACAACUACUGCUGGAACGACAACAACGUCUGCUGUAACAACAACAACGUCUCCUGGAACAACAACAACGUCUCCUGAAACAACAACAGCGUCUGCUGGAACAACAACAACUACUGCUGGAACAACAACAACUUCUCCUGAAACAACAACAACUACUCCUGAAACAACAACAACUACUGCUGUAACAACAACAACUUCUCCUCAAACAACAACAACUUCUCCUGAAACAACAACAACUACUGCUGGAAUGACAACAACAUCUGCUGGAACAACAACAACGUCUCCUGGAACAACAACAACGUCUCCUGAAACAACAACAACUACUGCUGUAACAACAACAACUUCUCCUGAAACGACAACAGCGUCUGCUGGAACAACAACAACUACUGCUGGAACAACAACAAGUACUCCUGAAACAACAACAACUACUGCUGCUGGAACAACAACGACUACUCCUGAAACAACAACAACUUCUCCUGAAACAACAACAACAACUACUGCUGUAACAACAACAACUUCUCCUGAAACAACAACAACUUCUCCUGAAACAACAACAACUACUGCUGGAAUGACAACAACAUCUGCUGGAACAACAACAACGUCUCCUGGAACAACAACAACGUCUCCUGAAACAACAACAACGUCUCCUGAAACAACAACAACGUCUGCUGGAACAACAACGACAACUGCUGGAACAACAACAACUUCACCUGAAACAACAACAACAACUACAACCGCAGGGACCACAACAACUACAACGGCAGGAACCACAACAACCGGUGCAGGAACUACAACAACUGCAACAGGAACCACAACAACCAAUGCAGGAACCACAACAACUGCUGCAGGAACUACAACAACUGCUGCAGGAACUACAACAACUGCGGCAGGAACAACAACAACUGCAGCAGGAACAACAACAACUACAACGGCAGUAACCACAACAACCGGUGCAGGAACCACAGCAACUGCAGCAGGAACCACAACAACCGGUGCAGGGACCACAACAACUUCUGCAGGAACUACAACAACUGCAGCAGGAACCACAACAACCGGUGCAGGAACCACAACAACUGCUGCAGGAACCAAAACAACUGCUGCAGGAACCACAACAACCGGUGCAGAAACCACAACAACUGCUGCAGGAACCACAACAACUGCUGCAGGAACCACAACAACUGCUGCAGGAACCACAACAACUGCUGCAGGAACCACAACAACUGCUGCAGGUACCACAACAACUGCAGUAGGAACCACAACAACCGGUGCAGGAACCACAACAACUGCUGCAGGAACCACAACAACUGCAGAAGGAACUACAACAACUGGUGCAGAAACCACAACAACUGGGGCAGUAACCACACCAACUGGGGCAGUAACCACACCAACUGGUGCAGAAACCACAACAACUGCGGCAGGAACCACAACAACUGCAGCAGGAACCACAACAACUGCAGCAGGAACCACAACAACUGCUGCAGGAACCACACCAACCGGUGCAGAAACCACAACAACUGCGGCAGGAACCACAACAACUGGGGCAGGAACCACAGCAACUGGGGCAGGAACCACAACAACUGGUUCAGAAACCACAACAACUGCGGCAGGAACCACAACAACCGGUGCAGGAACCACAGCAACUGGGGCAGGAACCACAACAACUGGGGCAGGAACCACAACAACCGGUGCAGGAACCACAACAACUGCUGCAGGAACCACAACAACUGCAGCAGGAACCACAACAACUGCAGCAGGAACCACAACAACUGCAGCAGGAACCACAACAACUGCAGCAGGAACCACAGCAACUGGUGCAGGAACCACAACAACCGGUGCAGGAACCACAGCAACCGGUUCAGGAACCACAACAACCGGUGCAGGAACCACAACAACCGGUGCAGGAACCACAACAACUGCAGCAGGAACCACAACAACUGCUCCAGGAACAAUAGCUACUACUGCUCAGCCACUCACUUCCAAUAAUUUCACUUUUAAAACCGAUGAGAUUUUUACCUCCGACUUACUGAAUUCAUCAUCUCCAGGAUAUAAAGCUCGAUCCAAAAAAGUGAACAACACUUUUGACCCUUUCUUCAGAGCGAAAUUUCCCCAAUCAUAUCAUGGUCUGAAUGUGACUGGAUACGGAAAAGGAUCCAUAAUCAACAAUGUGACGGCGUUUUUCUUGUCUACAAAUGCUCCCAGUGAUGAUCAAAUUCAAACCUUUCUGAUUGAUAUAGCUAAAAACAUCACAGACUUUAACAUCACUGCAAUUUUCUUCAAUGGCACCCAAGUAUCAAGUGGAGUAAGCUACCAGACCAGUCUCGUCACUGCAUCCUUCAUGAUGCUGCUGUCAUGGUUGCUAUCAAACCAGCAAUAGUGCCAGUGCUACUCUCCAUGUGAAAUCAAAGAAUUACUGGCAUCUUCAAAUUUGGGAUGAUGACACACAAAGGUUGAACAGCAACUACACAUUUAGCUGACAGAUGUUACACAAGUUGUCUGUUUCCCUAUGACGUUCCAUGAAUCCCAACCACUAAGGAAAACAAAGAUAAUCACAAAUCAAACAACCAAAACAAUAUUAUUUUAAGUAGGUGUUGGUACAAAAGCUGUGUUUCGUGAUUGUUUUGCAUCAUGACUUAAUUAUUAGUCUCACAUGUAUGUAUUUCAGUUUUUAAAUUAUUAAAAUGGUUGUGUAUAUCACUGUAAAAUGGAAAUAUUGUUAUUAAAGGCAAUGAGGACUCAACAGAUAGAUAUCACAGCGUAA
Molecule: messenger RNA, 4242 nt
Organism: Betta splendens (Siamese fighting fish)
Lineage: Eukaryota; Metazoa; Chordata; Actinopteri; Anabantiformes; Osphronemidae
Product: mucin-2-like
Exons: 6
Coding region: 220-3858 (1212 amino acids)
Source: RefSeq, a predicted model, not a curated record